CGUGAAAACAUUCACUGGCACGUGUACUUUCCACCGGUGUGUUUUUCGCUGGUGUUAAAUGUAUUAAAAAUGAUAACAGAGGAAAAUAAAAGUCGGAAAAGGAAAACGUCUACCAGUGGGGAUGAUGUUGAAUCAAAGCAGAAAAGGGAAAGUGUAGAAAGUGAAGGGGCAGAGAGUGAAAAAGAAUUGAUGCAAAGUGAGUCUCCUGAGGAGAAUAAACAAAGUGCGGAAAUCGGACAGGAGCAUCAGGAACGCAACAAAUUCAAGGAUAGAUAUCACGAAGGCGGUGAUGCCCUGGAAGGCAAAGACGACCCUCCUGUAGAGGAGAUUCGAUUCGCGAGUAGCUUCGAUGUGAGGGGCUUCAGGAGGAAAUUACGCGGGGAUGAUUUCAUCAAAGAGCUUCGACAUUUCCUCUAUUUACACGACUCAGGGAAACGGGAUGUUGUCCAGAAGUUUCUUGAGAAGAAAGGGACGGCUCUGGAGAUAGUGGAGGCUUUCAAGAAACUGGAUACCGGCAAUAGGUUCAACGUUCACUGCCUCACCCGAGCACUGCACCUAGUCCUCGAGCGGAUAGCCACGGACCAUCCGAACGAAUCGGACGCUGCGGCGGGAGCAUGCCGCUACUUCGCAAAGUCCUACAGUAACCUCAUUGAGAAGCUGCUAACUUCGUGGGAUCCAAGCUAUCGGAAAACCGGACUCCAGAUCAUUACUGUGAUCGCAGUCACGACACCCGAUAUGAUUCGUACGCUGCUGGGUUGUUUCAAUAUUUUCGAUAACAAGGAAAAGCUGUAUAAAUGCCUGACGUCGGAUAGGAAGGAAAACCAGGUGUCCGUGAGGGAAGUCUUUUUGCGUAUGAUAUUAUCACUUCUGGUCGACGGGACAACGUUCGUGAUUCGGGUAUUGCUGGAGAAGUAUGAACUGAUAGCCACUGCCUUGGAAGAGUUGGUGUACGACGAUCAUGAGACGGUCAUUUCGGUGGUGACAGCGUUCAAGAAAUGUGUUUUAGAAUCGCUGUUAAUCUCCAAAACGAAGAAAGUUCACAUCUUCGACUUUGACAACAUCAAAUCGUUGCUGAGACUCUUUGAAUGGAAAGGUCCAGCUUUCCUUCAACCACGGCAAAAACUGGCCCCGAGACCCACUGUUGAUGAGGAGAAGUUACACUCGGUGAGGGAGUGUGUCUUGGACUUUCUCAUCUUCUUAUUGUCAAGUCGAAAGUACGGCAUAGCCUUCGACGCCAUGACCCACUUCAAACAGCGAAAAAACGACAUCCAGAAGAAAACACUUUCAAUCAUCGAGGAUCCCUGGGAGUAUCCUCAAAAGUAUUUAGUCUUCGCAAUUCUACAAGCGUGUCCGGAACUUGCCGAAGGCAUGAUCAAACAUUUGUGCUACCAAGUGAGCAGGACAAUGUCGUGUAAGGUAAAAGCCGUCCGACUGAUUGCGGAGAUCGUCACCGAGCUACAUCCGAAUGUUAUGCGAUCGGCACUAAGUCAGAUAUCGCUAACAAAUCUCACACAAUGGAUCAAACAGCUUUGCCUGCCAUUGCCCGUGUUGAAAAUUGUAAGGCAAAAAACUUUCUUGCAAUCCAUCGAAGAUCCGGAGCAUCGCGUGGUUGCCAUCGAGGUCCUUUCAGCUUUGUUCCGCCAGUACUGCAACUACAUGACCACCAUCAUCGAACGUGAGAAAUUCAAGGGAAAUGAUUUGAGAAAAUUUCGUUUUGACAUGCUGGAUUACUUGUUUCUACACUUCCCGAGUGUGGAGAACAUUCUUCUGAGUCUGUUCUUGACGAUCGAAGAGCCCGAAGGAUUCUUGAUCGACCAUAUGGAUCUCACGUUUGAUCUGCUUCUGAACAUCUGCAAAGCGAAUCGAUCAUUUGUGGAUAAAACCGCUACAGUAAUGGAUUAUAUCAAGUUGCUCUACUCUUUCUUUGAAUCCACAGACGAGGAAAUGCUCGCAGUGAAACUCAAGGGCAUGAAACUUCUGCUGAUGCUAAAUCCGAAGUCCUUGCUUCCAUCGCAGAAAUUGUACUUCGAUAUCUUGGAGAAUUUAAGUCUGAUUUUCAUGAGUGACCAGGAAAAUACACUAAAAGUCAACCCUAUUCUGCAGAAGUUGCUGUUGAAUUUGAAUAUUUUUGAUAAUGGACUUCUCGAAAUUGAUAUUUGGCUUCAGGCCAUGAAAUUCGUGGACGAAGAUGCUAGGUCGGAUGUAGCGAAAUGCUGGAAAGUUAUGCGGAAGGCGAAAGAGCUAGACAUGUCGGCUUACUUCACAAUUGAUUAUACAUCGCGGAGCAAUCUGAAGAGCCUCUUCCAUGACAUCGAGAACGACGUCAGCGUUCAAGGCUAUAUGGAUAUCCCGGUGAUGAGUAAAGCGCUCGUUCUGAUGCUGAAUAAUAUUGAGGAGUACCCCAAAUGUGCCAAGUACUUUGAAUUGGUAGCGUUUUUCCUGUUUCAUUUUAUCCCUGCGCCGAGAGCCGUGCUGGAACUGUACAGCACCCAUUACUCGACGUUCUACAAAUACAUGUUUUCUUGGUUAGAUAAACAAAAGCCGGGUAAACUUAAAUCGAUCGAACUGCGUGGCUUCAACGAAAUGUACUCCGCCGUGCUUGAGGGCAGGUGCGAUUUUAGCGAAUCUUUCCGAGGCGAAACUCAAUUCAUGAUCGAUGGAAAGGAACUGAUGCUCGAUAGCAUAUUGCACCAGGAGAGCUACAUAUUGAUUUUAAUCUACGAAAUCUGCUUCGUAGUAUCACAAUUGGCGGAAAAGAAAAAUUUGGAAGAAAUACAAGUGAACGCCGCUUCGCAUUAUCUAAGUAGUUUCCUCCAAAUUCUGAAUAAACCUCCGGAGAAAGAAGACAGCGAGGAAAUUGUCGCAAUUGAUACACCCGAAUCUGACGAAACGGAAGUCACUCGCACGGAACAGGCGGUAAAAUAUAUUUACUGCCGUCACUUACCACUUUUGCAAAAUUUCAACAUUUUUGGCGAAAUGGCAUCGGAUCAAAACUUUGUGAAACUCAUGUGCAAUCUUACCGAGUCAAUCGCUAACCUGAAGCUGGAUGCUUUCAACUCCCUUACAUCGAAUUUCCGUGCGAAAAUUGUCAAUCAAAUCAUUGCUGCCGUUUCGGAAACAUUACAAAACGGGACAAUUCCUUCAUCGGAAUUAUUAGUGAACGUGCUCGAGACAUUCCAAAUGUCCGACGAAAAUUGUCUACUUCUCCUUGUACACUUGUCACAGCUACAGGCCGAGCACUUCAUUUUAGACAAUCACAAUCGCUCCAUCUACUUUGACGUCCUUGUUUCCGUUGUAAACCGAUUUGCUUCGCUUAAAACAGUUUCUCAGAAUAAAGAUUUCAUAUCAAAAAUUGGUAACAUCUACGUUAAACUCAUCACAAAAAUAAAAACAGAAAUCAAUCUUGAAAAGCUCGAGGAGUCUUUCUACAAAUUCCUGAAAAUAUCGCAUCAAUGCAUUGAUCUUAUUUCAAAGGAAGUAUUUCUUGCAACUUUCGAGAACCAGAGGAUUGCCAAAAGCACUGUGAAAUUUGCGAGUCUGCUAUUGGAGCGCAGAGCUGAUUUAACAAACGAGUUUCUGUCUCUAGUGCCAGCGCACUUAUCAAAGAAAGAAUUGAUCUAUCCCCUCCUCAACAUCACCAUACUCUCAGGUGCAACCAUAGAUCAAGAACUUUUGGACAGCAUUUACAAAGAAUACAAAAAUGGCAUAAUGAAAGCCAUCGAGAAGCCUCAAAAGGCAGCCGUCAUCUACAAGGAGAACGUCGAAGCGUCAAUAUUCCUAAUAGAAAAAUGCAUGCCCACUAUCGACUUCUAUAAGAAGUCGCUGAAAAGCGACUCUGUGGAGAUAUUUCAACUACAAAUGAUUGAAGCCAUCUUCAGAAAGGAGAUGCAGGCCUACAUCGAAGAUGUCGAUACCCAAGCGGUGAUUUUCGUCAACUUCAUCAACUGCUUUAUCCAACACUUCCAGAUAGUCAUGAAGCGCGAACAACUAGAUCCUUUGAAAGUGUCUUCCAUCUGCUACUCCAUCUACAACUGGUUUGAAAGUUACAAAGCUCUGGAACUCAAAUACGACACAUCCGCAAUAACGGAGUCACAAGCUUGGCAGACUUUUUGCAAAAACUGUUUGAAGUUUGGCAUGCGCGCUAUCGAGGAUAAGGAACAGCAAAUAUCCGGAUGCAACGAUACAACCAAUAGUCUCUUCUUAAAACUACUGGCCUACCUCUUCGAGAAGCUAUACGAGACCAACACCAACCAACCACACGUCGCGCUAUGUUUUGAAAUGAUUACGUCGCAUUCACGCUUCUUCGAUAUUGUAUUGCCGUCAACCCCAAGCCUUGUUAAAACUCAUCUGAUGCAUCUCCUGCUCGUGUUGGCCCAGAAAAACCACAGCGUCAUGGAUGAAAAGCAUAUCCCGGUGUUAUUAGGAGCAUAUAAUGCCAAAUUAACAAUUUGCGAUCGUUACACCCUAGCUUUGUUACAGCUAUAUGAACAGACAGGAGUAAACUGCAGCAAGUAUAGACCAUUCGUUUGGGGUGAGUGGGCCAUCGAUCAGUACUCCUUAAGAUCGCAGGACGAAAAAGCUAUUUUGCAACAAGACCUCUCGAUAGCUCAGCUAAUGACAAUAGUCGACAGAGCUACAAGCGAUUUUACUAUAGAAAACUUCCCAAUCUGGAGGAACCUGGACACACUAAGCCAACUACCAUCAGUGGAAUUUGAGAAUCCCAAUGUGCAGUGGAAAGGAUAUGGCCGAUCUGUACUUGAGCGGGCGAUCGAAGCUGGAAAACGUGAUUUCGACCACAUCUUCCUGAAACAGUAUCCCAUAAACCAGAACAUCUAUGACGAUUGCUACGAUCCCGCUUUCAUCAUUCCUCUCAUGGUGAUGUCCUUAGCCCCAGGAGUAUAUUUACAUCCAGUCAAACCUGUUCAAAAUGGUCUCCUUGGAAUUGCAUUCGCAGCACUGUCCAGUUUCGACAAAGACAUGCGUUUGGCUGCAGGUCUAGUGCAUCUUCGUUAUCGGGAACACUUCGAAAACAACAAGUUCUUAGAUAAACCCUUAUGGAUUCAAGCCUACGACAAUAUUCAGACAGGUCUCGAGGCUCUGCAAGAACGCUGGGCGAAGCAAAAGAAGGGUGAAAUCCCAAGGGUUCCAUAUGUGUCUGGAGUGUUUUUAUCGGUGGCAAUGUCGACUCUUGUCAAUCCUCUGGACCCCAUGUACAAAGUUCUUAGCAUGUACCUUCGCGUGAAAGAAACAUUCAACUUCCUAUGUGUCCCGGAAUUUAACGUACUUUUCCAUAGCCCGGAAGUAGAUCAUCUGACCUACCGACAAUUCAUCCUAAAUACCAUUCGGAGUGGCAUUAAAUGCAGUUCAGACUUAUUCCUCCUAGUCACGACCGGAACAUUCAAGGCGCUAAUGGGUUUUUACAACACAACAAUGUCAACUUUAGACAUUAACUUACGAAUCCUGGCCAUAAUAAAUACAUGCGUGAAAAUUCCAGGCUCGGUAAAAUUGAUGAUCGAUUACAUCGGCGUCAUCGUCUGGCUGAAUUCAGUGAUUGAUGCUACCGAAUAUUUCCACUUUGACACCAUUGAGGCGAUCAUCAGCAUCAUUAGUAACAUCUGGUAUGCCCUUAAAGCAGUUGAAAAAUCGCGCAGUCAAUUGAUUCACGUGGAGGCACGAUUGUUCCAGUUGCUCGUGAAAUUGGCACCUUUGCUUUCAAGUCGACUGAGUCUAAGUAGCUUCACUCAGUUCUUGAAUAUUUUGGCGAAGACUGCAAAUGGAAAGAAUCGACAUAUUACAGAAAAGUGGUUGGAUCAUAUAAUUGGAUGCACGCAACGACACUAUCCUGAUCAUAUGUGGUGCAUUGAGAACAUGAAACAGUUUGGAAUUAGUUGCAUAGAAAGUGACGAGUCCUAUUGCAAGGCUUUGAAAGAUAUGGAGUUGGACGAUAUGCAGAUUUUAGGAUUAUUAAGUCUUCGGAAUUUUGUUGUUAAAUGGAAAGAAUUAGAUGUUAAGGUAGAAAGUUAGGAAUUUAUAAAUUUUAUAAAAUUUUGUUUGAAUAAAUUUAUUCAAAAAU
Messenger RNA from Hermetia illucens (black soldier fly), 6073 nucleotides. RefSeq lists its product as uncharacterized. The transcript is spliced from 2 exons. Lineage: Eukaryota; Metazoa; Arthropoda; Insecta; Diptera; Stratiomyidae. The record is from RefSeq and is a predicted model, not a curated record. Bases 70 to 6024 code for a protein of 1984 amino acids. Gene Ontology annotation, cellular component: nucleolus. Gene Ontology annotation, biological process: maturation of LSU-rRNA from tricistronic rRNA transcript (SSU-rRNA, 5.8S rRNA, LSU-rRNA); maturation of 5.8S rRNA from tricistronic rRNA transcript (SSU-rRNA, 5.8S rRNA, LSU-rRNA).